Messenger RNA from Dinoponera quadriceps, 2737 nucleotides. RefSeq names its product SID1 transmembrane family member 1-like. Gene Ontology annotation, cellular component: membrane. The transcript has 11 exons. The coding region runs from base 299 to 2737 and encodes 812 amino acids. Lineage: Eukaryota; Metazoa; Arthropoda; Insecta; Hymenoptera; Formicidae. The record is from RefSeq and is a predicted model, not a curated record.
UCUAGAGGAAAAAAACUGACAGGCCCGGUGUUCGGUUCUUCAUCUUCAUCAAAACCAUCUUAAAUUCAGAUCUACUGCGAAGACCUCUCGCGGAGAAUCUCAUGGAUAAGCUGGUAUUUUACUUCCACUUCUUCAGAGGACGCAUCGAAAGACAUGUGGCAGAAAACUGUAUACUGCCGUUCUCAAGCUUCUCUCUAAUCAUAGUCAUACAUGGACUUAAGUCGUUUGGGGCUUCUACAAUGUUUGUAAACUAACAUGAAAAAUAUUAAAAUAUAUAAUAGCGAGAGCAGAACCAUCUAUGAUUAGAAAGAAAGACAAAUUGUUUGCUCAUGUGAUGAGAGAGAUGGGGGAAACGGCUAAUGUAAAAUUGACAAUGGCAAUACAGGACGCUUUGAGAUUGAUAAUUACAUUACUGCUUCUUGAUACUGUGCUAACUGUUGCGCCGUCUUCAUCGUCGCCAUCGCCUUUACCGCCGUUCUCUCCAAUAGUCAUUCCGUCAGCUGCGUAUGGACAAGAUUAUCCGUUCAUCAUAAACCGUACCAUUGAAUAUGUAUUUUUAUAUCCUGCUAGCAAUGUACCACUGGAAACUGCAAGGAUAAAGAUAGAAAGUAACGCUACCCACAGUUUUCCCCUGAUAAUUGCAGUGCGUCAAACAACUGGAAUCCUAUCUUGGCAAAUACCUUUGCUAGUUGAUAGUACAGGUUUAAACUCUGUGACAUACAAUAAAACUAGUCGAACUCUCUGCUCAACAAAAUAUUAUCGAUAUGCAGUGAAAGACCCAAAGGAUUUUAUCAUUGUCAGUAUUUCUACAGCUAGUCGAACAAAUGUUUUUUUUAAUCUCACUGUAAUGGAAGUAAUAGAUUUUCGUCUAAGCCUAGGAGUUCCCAAAAUAGUGGAGGUUUCCCCUUCUGAGCCUAUAUAUUAUGGUUACGUCUUUUCGGGAGAAACAGAAAAUACAUCUGUUCUUAUUCGUGUAGAAUCCGACAAUGACAUUUGCAUGACUGUGUCUGUUCAAAAUACAUCAUGUCCUGUAUUUGACUUGGAAAGGAAUGUUGAAUUUUCCGGAUACUGGCAGACUGUGAGUAGAAAAGGUGGUAUUACAAUACCGAAGGAAACUUAUCCGCGCGGCUUUUUCGUCGUGCUGGUUGUUAAAGGGGACGAUGUCGACUGCAAUGGCACGUCUAACAGUAAUCCCGAUCGUACUAAGAGCGUUACAUUAAUUAUAGAUUCUACUAUUACCAAACGCGAUUAUGUCAUUGCAAUGGGAUCAACAACAGCUAUCGCUGUAUUGUUUUGCAUUUCGUACAUAACGGCCGUAGUAAUAUUUAAUAUUAGGAGGAGCAGGGAACUCAAGAGAUCAGAGACGAUCAAUGAACAGGAUCAAGAUAUCAAUGAACAAGCACCUUCAGUGGCCACAGAGAACGGUCCGAGACAAUGGGACUCUGUGGAAGAUGAUUCAUCACUGGACGAAGACGACAUAGAUUUAAUGGAGGAUGCGCUCUCUGACAAGGAUGUAAUACGCACGAAACUGGUCCUCUCGGUCUGCGAUCUCGCUCGCAAAGAACCAAGAAUACUGCGGCACAAGUCUCGUUUAUACUUUUAUUAUCUGGCAACUGUUGCAGUGUUCUACACGCUACCGGUCGUCCAAUUGGCGAUAACUUAUCAACGUGUACUUCACACAACCGGUAAUCAAGACAUGUGCUAUUAUAACUUCUUGUGCGCCCAUCCAUUUGGUAUACUGUCCGACUCCAAUCACGUGUUCUCAAACUUCGCGUACAUCUUGUUGGGUUUGCUGUUCAUCUUCCUGACUUGCUCACGAGAGCACAACGAGUCGGACAAGGAGGAAGCCAAGAGUUACGGCAUACCGCAACACUACGGAUUGUUUUACGCGAUGGGUACCGCGUUAAUAAUGGAGGGCAUACUAUCAGCCAGUUACCACGUGUGUCCUACUCGCAGCAAUUUCCAAUUUGACACCAGUUUCAUGUACGUGAUCGCGGUGUUAUGCAUGAUCAAAAUCUAUCAAAAUCGUCAUCCCGAUAUAAAUGCCAGUGCACCCGUAACAUUCGGAAUUCUGGCUCUUAUAAUAUUCAUAGGACUGAUUGGAGUUUUUAACGGCUCAGUAUGCUUUUGGGUGAUAUUCACUAUACUACACUUAUUGAUAUGCUUCGUUUUGACCGUGCAGAUAUAUUACAUGGGACGAUGUAAAUUUAACAAAGGCGUUUUUAAUCGAAUGAUACAGACAUUCAAACAAGACGCACGUUGCGGCAUAUGGCAUUUGUUGCGGCCACUUUAUCCCAGCAGAUUUGUAAUGCUCGUGUUAGCGAAUAUGUGUAACGUCGGUCUAGCCGUAUUGGGAAAUAUGUAUCAAGAAGACAAUUUUGCCAUGUUUCUACUGAUUAUAUUAAUGUCCAACUUAAUACUAUACACUCUCUUUUACAUCGUGAUGAAGUUGUGCCAUAGGGAACGGAUUCUUCUGACACCUGCGAUCUACAUCGUCUUAUCGAUGCUGUUCUGGGGAGCAGCCUUGUAUUUCUUCGUGAAUAAGUCGAUGGCCUGGGCCCUCACGCCAGCCCAGUCCCGCAUUCACAAUAAACCUUGCGAGUUACUCAACUUCUUCGACUCUCACGACAUAUGGCAUUUUCUUUCAGCCUUAGCAAUGUUCUUUUCUUUCAUGGUAUUACUUACUCUAGAUGAUGAUCUAACAGACGUACAUCGUAGUCAAAUACCAGUUUUUUGA